UGCCUCGAUUUUAAUCAGAAUAUUUUAACCCGAAGGGUGUAUCUAAAAUUAAGUUUUUGGUAUUAUUUCGAAUUCUUAAGUCUUCAAAUACUAAAAUUUCGAAAAUUAAAAUUUUUAAAAUCUUUCAAAAUUAAGGUUUCGAAAAAAGAGUUCUCAUAUGAUUAUUCACCUAUUAAAUUUGGUAAAUAUGGGCACAGCCAUUUAUGCAUGUUUUCUGGCUUUUAUUUCCUCAACAGACCAAAAUUCUAGUCAAAAUCAAGUAAUUUGCCAAAUUAGUGAUAUAUUUAAUGAUCCUUAUACAAAUUUUUUAAUUUAUACGAGAGGGGAAAUUAUACAUUUACUUAUUAUUAUUGUUUAUUUAAUUGUUUUGCUAUUAAUUUCUUUUAAAUUUAAAAAUUGUAGGUUUAAUAUUUUUCAGAAAUUUAUUUUUUUAAUUUGA
This is a messenger RNA of Meloidogyne enterolobii, 439 nucleotides long. NCBI's taxonomy places the organism in Eukaryota, Metazoa, Nematoda, Chromadorea, Rhabditida, Meloidogynidae. The record is from the annotation of a GenBank genome assembly.